AAAAGCGAUGAUGUGAAUGUUACUAGUCUAGGCCAAGAAGCUCCUCCAGAAGCAAAAUGUUGCUCUCACUUGCUGCGUUGGUCUUCCUUCCUUCUAUUUUUGCUGCUACAGUCGAAACAAGGAUUGAAAAACGAAGCACGUUCACUGCUGUGGACUUAUCUGGAGUGGGCACCAGGGAUUUGUUAAACAGAGCCGGAUAUGAAGAAUGCAACCCUCCCCGGACCGAGCACGGCCUUUUCAGAGACUGCGGGGCCAGAGAUCGAGGCGCUUUUCCCGCAAGAUCGGCUGAGUGCUUUUGCGCCCAGUGCGCAGAGAAGUCGUUCAAAUUAUUCUGUAGCGCCGGCAAAUGGUAUUUGCACCCAGACCACUACGAUCUUCCCUGCAAGCACUGCAACAAUAAAGCGUGCACGCAGCCGAACAGGCAGUUUGAGUGCAGGACUCAGCAAAUUGGAGCCGCAAAAAGCGUCAAGAGCGAUUGCACCUGCAUGCACGACUGCCUCGACUAUGACCUUGAGUGCGACGCCAAUGGCCAGUGGAUGCAGAAAAAAUUCAUUGACUCUAAUGGACACAGCUUCGUUUGCAAUUCUGAAAAGAAGGUGAUGCGGUUGGGAUACAGGAGCAUAGAGUACGACAGGGGUUUGAUCACCGUCCGUUGCGAGAAAGGCUACAAAACGGAUUACCACAAUAAACUCUCGUGCAUCAAUGGCUAUCGAAAUGGAACCAUACCAGAAUGCAUACUUGGUAUCUAUCAAUUAAAACGCAGUGAAUCCGACAAAAUGAGCAACACUACUUUGUACAUCAUAUUAUUUGUUGCUUUGGCAUUGGUUUUGGCUCUGGUGGUUGCAGUUUCCGUGCCCUUGUUGCGCAAGUGCCGCAAUGUUAAGCGCUCAGAAAUAGCCGAAUCACCAAUCUACGCCACACCUGGCAAAGCACAGAGUUCCACUUAA
Molecule: messenger RNA, 947 nt
Organism: Cloeon dipterum
Lineage: Eukaryota; Metazoa; Arthropoda; Insecta; Ephemeroptera; Baetidae
Exons: 6
Coding region: 57-947 (296 amino acids)
Source: RefSeq, a predicted model, not a curated record